GUUUGCAGUACCAAAUAACAGGCGAUGAUUACCGAGAUUGCGAUAGCGUGUCCAGGGGGAUUUAUCACAACCUGCCCCAGAGCAGACAGGCGCUUUAACUGGGACCAAUGGAGUGAGCAAGAACGGAGAGGGGGUGGACCCGGCGUGGGGAAUAGGCGAUUAAACAGAAGGAGCGCAAUUCAAAACGCACCUCGAAGCCUGAGAGAUACUCCGGAGAGACUCCAUUCCACAGCAAGAGAAGCGACAUCCGAGGGACCGGGACGGAAAGCGGCGGGGUGACGGAUCGUCCUUGCAGGAGAAUGACCGUGCUGAUAAUACGGAGCGUUUGCAGCGCGCAUUUUGCAAAUCUGGAGCACUAAAAUACAGACAUAAAGGAUUUCUUUUUAUUUUGUCGGUGCACGAAAGUCGGUAAUUUAUCUGCCCUGUUUGCUUUGCUUCUCUUCAACUCAUCGCUUGCAGAGUUGUAACGACUUUUCAUCGUUUACUCGUAUCUAAUAACAAUGCACUUUCAAUUAUUUCAGCAACGCAGAAGCGGAGCCUUUAACCGGAGGAUUACGCUUUCGCCUUUAUAGACCCUGUGGUGUAUUAAACGCAAUUUGAAGACUUGAGCAAAAAAAAAAAAACUUUCCAGCGGACCCUACCGUGUUCUCCUGUCCCGUUUACUCAAUCUAAAUAAUUGACAGCGGUGCUUAUGAGCGCAGCUUUCAGCUCGUCGCUAAUGAUGAUGCAGCGGCCACUGGGAAGCACCACUGCCUUCAGCAUCGACUCACUAAUCGGGGGUCCGUCCCAGCCCAGCCCGGGCCACUUCGUGUACACCGGCUAUCCGAUGUUCAUGCCGUACAGGUCCGUCGUUCUACCUCCGCCCCCUCCGCCGCCCCCUGCUCUGCCACAGUCGGCGUUGCAAACGGGUCUCCCUCCGUCACACCCUCACCACCAAAUUCCCAGUUUACCUAGCAGUUUCUGCACCAGCUUGGCCCAGGGCAUGGCACUGACCUCCACCCUGAUGGCCACCCUGCCGGGCAGUUUCCCCGCCUCCCCGCAGCACCAGGAAGCGGCCAGAAAGUUUGGCUCUCAGUCGCUCCAGGCUGUGUUCGACAAAACGCAGGAUAUUCGCUUGGAUGGAGAUGACGGGAAAACUUUCUUAAGCAAAGAGUCGGCGGUGCAUCCGUCUUUCCAAGCGGUAGAGACGACGCAGGCUUCUGUAGUCAGGACUCAGGGUAAGGAUGAUGGCAAGGACGAUGAAUGCAUCAGGAAAGAGGAGAGUUUCUCCAUGGAUAGUGACUUAGACUACAGUUCAGACGAAAACGUGGCCGGUAACCUAUUGGGUCAAAAGGAGGACGGCGACGCCAGCGGCGGCGUGGACGAAGGGGGUCACGGGCCCGGCGGCACCAGCGGAAGCACCACCUCCACAGGAAAGAACCGGCGGCGAAGAACUGCGUUUACAAGCGAGCAGCUCCUGGAACUGGAGAAGGAGUUUCACUGCAAAAAGUACCUGUCCCUGACGGAGCGCUCCCAGAUCGCACACGCCUUAAAGUUAAGCGAAGUCCAGGUCAAGAUCUGGUUUCAGAACCGGAGGGCCAAGUGGAAACGUGUUAAGGCCGGCAACGUCAGCUCCAAAACCGGGGAGCCCUCGAGGAAUCCCAAGAUAGUGGUGCCCAUCCCUGUGCACGUCAGCCGAUUUGCAAUAAGAAGUCAGCACCAGCAGCUAGAGCAAGCGAGACCCUGAAUAUGUGUCUGUGAGACAUUCAAAGGACCAAAUGGAAUUGCAAAAAGAAUAAUAAUAACAAUUAAAAUUAAAAAGAGCGAGGAAUACAUAAUUAAUUUAGAAGACGAAACAUAUUGUAAAAAGUAUAAUAAUGGGUAAAGCUGCUAAUAUACGUAUCAAUUGGGAAAUAAA
Messenger RNA from Paramormyrops kingsleyae, 1897 nucleotides. It is a transcript of the gene gbx2, whose product is annotated as gastrulation brain homeobox 2. The record is from RefSeq and is a predicted model, not a curated record. Gene Ontology annotation, biological process: regulation of transcription by RNA polymerase II; regulation of nervous system development. NCBI's taxonomy places the organism in Eukaryota, Metazoa, Chordata, Actinopteri, Osteoglossiformes, Mormyridae. Gene Ontology annotation, molecular function: RNA polymerase II transcription regulatory region sequence-specific DNA binding; DNA-binding transcription factor activity, RNA polymerase II-specific. Gene Ontology annotation, cellular component: nucleus.